AUGCCGCCGCCUGAACAUUCAAUCAAUGUUGAUUCUUCAACGAAUGAUAUAAACGAGGAUGAUGUUGAAGCAUAUGAUGAAACCAGUAGUUUAUUGCCUCAAGAAGGGACAACAUCAAAUUCUGGAAAAAAUUCUACAAAAGAUGCAAUAAUUGAAUUAAACAAAGAAAAGAAAUUAUUUAUGAAAAAGAAUAUUAUCAAACUUCUUAUAUUGGUUGCUUUCAUUUCAACACUUAUUGCACUUUUAUUGAUCUUUAGAAUUCAAGAUCAUAUUAAAGAUUAUUUAAAAUAUAUUGAAAUUCAUAAAAAAUAUGGAAUAUUGAUUUAUCUAACCAUUUACAUUAUUUGCGUCUGGUUUUUCUUACCAGGGUCUUUGAUAAGCAUAGCAGCAGGAUUUUUAUUCAAGCCAUCAAUAUUAGCAGGUGCCGUUAUUAUUACUGGUGAUGUUUUAGCAGCACUUGGCACUUUUUUGUUUGGAAAAUAUAUAUUUUCAGAUUGGGUGAUGAAUCAAAUUGAGAAAAGACCAACGUUUAAAGCUUUGAAUGCAGUGAUUACUGAAGAAGGUUGGAAGAUUGUAGUAAUGUUAAGAUUAACACCUUUACCUUUUAGUUUGAUCAGUUACUUUUUUUCUGUGAGCUCAAUCAAUUUGUUCACAUUUCUUUGGGCAACUGCAAUUGGUGUAUUACCUGGGACUUUUAAUGCUGUAUGGAUGGGAUCAUUAGUAAAAAGUUUGAGUGGAAUUGAUAAACCAAAGUUAAAAGAAAAAGAUAUUACCAUUAUCACAAUGAAUUUUAUUUUUGUUGGAUGUUGUGUAGUUGCAUUGUCUAUAUUGGGUAAAAGAUCUUUAAGGAAGGCAAUGAUUAAAUUGGAAGCCUCAAAUAACACACAAAAUGAAGAAAAUCAAUCAACUGUUCCAUCACAAUCAAAUCUUGUGGAAGAGGAAUCAAUUAUAAAAACUAAUGCAGGACAAUUUACACAUAAUUGGACUUGA
Molecule: messenger RNA, 990 nt
Organism: Entrophospora candida
Lineage: Eukaryota; Fungi; Glomeromycota; Glomeromycetes; Entrophosporales; Entrophosporaceae
Source: the annotation of a GenBank genome assembly